CUAGUUCUAAGUUCUAGUAAGUAGAAAAGGGCCCGAGUGACUGUCUCACUCUACUACUGGGCCCAGUGCUCGGCCGAGCGCUAGGUUACCUGUUUAUACUAACCGAGUACUAGGCCGAGACCAAUGUCUCGCCACUGUACUGGUUACAUGUAAUCAAGGCAUAACAUAACCGUUUUUUUGUUGACAAUCAUCUGGUCGCGAUUGUUUUGUCACAGGUUUGAAAAAAGGCAAAACUGGUUGUCGGUAAAGUUUAAAGUCGAAGAACGAGUCGCUUAAAGAAUUUGAUGAAUGGCAAAAAAUAAAUAAGUAAAACAAAUGUAUCUUUAAUUAAUGCAAUUAUGUCGAAUCAUCUUGUUUUAAACAUGUUUUCAUAAUAUAACUGGAAUUGGUGAUAGCGUACAUAAAAAAUUCCUACGUCUGAUAAUAAUCGAUAUACGAGUUCAUGUUCAUAGUUGAAACAUUAAUUACAACAAAAAUUAAGUGCUAGAAGGUUAUUGUGUUAGUUGCACCAUUAUAAGAAUCAAAAAUGGCACAAGUUAAAUUUAAGGAUGCUAAACCUAUGAACAAAUCUAUCUGGGAUGAUGUAAAAACCUGCAUAUUUGCCAUAUUUUUAUUUAUCCGAUACUACUUGGAUCUAUUGAUAGACAAAGUAUUUGGAUUUUUCUACAACAACCUAAAGGUGCCUUUAACUAGUCCUAAAAACCCAAUUGUGAACCAAAGUGCUACCACAUUAGCUAAGAAGAUUAGAACUAAGGAAUUGAAAUCAGAGGAAGUUGUCCAGGCAUUCAUAGACAGGAUAAAAGAGGUCAAUCCAAUUUUAAAUGCUGUUGUUGAUAAUAGAUUUGAAGAAGCAUUGGAAGAGGCAAGACACAUUGACAAACAGAUAGCUGAUGCUAGUAUCAAAGAGGCUGAUUUUGAUAAAAAACCAUUCUUAGGGAUUCCAUUUACAACUAAGGAAUCAUCUGCAGUAAAAGGUCAGGCAUUUACCUUUGGAUUGAUAAGAAGAAAAGGCUUUAAAUCUGAAUUUGAUGCUGACUAUGUUGCUCUUAUGAAGAAUGCUGGAGGUAUUUGCCUAGGUGUAACAAAUAUUCCACAACUGAACAUGUGGCAAGAGUCAUACAAUCCAGUGUAUGGUAUCACAAGAAACCCCUAUGAUACUACUAGGAAUGUUGGUGGCUCCUCAGGUGGUGAAUCUAGUUUACUAGCAGCUGCUGGCACAGCUAUAAGUCUAGGUACAGACAUUGGAGGCUCUUGCAGGAUUCCAGCCUUCAUGUGUGGAGUUUUUGGUCAUAAACCAACAUCACAUCUGAUUCCAACUAAAGGUGUGACUUACAGAAAUGGAAAGGAAGAAGAAACAAUGGUUGUUGUUGGAGUUAUAGCUAGAUAUGCUGAGGAGAUAACUCCAAUUUUGAAAGUCCUAGUCAGUGACAAUGCUGAAAAACUUCAGCUAGAUAAACCUGUGAAUACCAAAUCAUUGAAAGUGUAUUAUUUAGCAGACCCAAAGGACCCUUUUGUCAGCCCUUUUAGGGAGGAAAUGAAGAGCACAUUUGCUGGGGCUGUGAACUACUUCAAUGGAUUAUGUGAUACACCACCCAAGGAAAUAGCUUUUGACGGUUUUAAAUAUGGAACCAAACUGUGGAAAUAUUGGAUGACACAAGAACCCAAUACAAAUUUUAAGAGAGACAUUAUGAAUAGAGAAAGAGAGGCUCAACCAUGGAUUGAAAUAUUCAAAUUUCUCACUGGGCGAGGCGAUUUUACGGCAUCAACAAUUUUGAAUUUCGUCAAUGAUAUGCUGCCCACUGCUAAAGACGACUGGGCCAGGGAAACCACCGAAAAGUUAUCAAAACAAAUUUUGGACACAAUUGGAGAAGAUGGGGUUCUUCUGUACCCCUCAGCCCCUUUUCCAGCCAGUUACCAUUAUGCAUCGAUUCUGCGACCAUGGAACUUUAACCUAUUCAGCAUCUGGAACGUGUUGCAGUUCCCGGUGACUCAGGUGCCUAUGGGACUUAGAUAUGGCCUGCCUGUUGGCAUCCAAGUUGUUGCUGCUCCAAAUCAAGACAGGCUGUGCAUCGCUGUGUCGAAGGAGUUAGAGAAGGCGUUUGGAGGGUUCGUGCCGCCUUACCCUCUAGAAUAAGUUAUAUUAUUUUUUCAUUUUUCCCAUCACUGGGAAUUUUCCUGUGGGUUCUUAACGUUGUGAUACUGUUUGGUCAGUAUCUUAUCCCUAAGAAUAUGAUGUACUGUUUUUUAUUUCUCCUUUCCUUUGCUGGGAGGAUUCCUGUUCUUUCUAAAAGUUGUGAUAUGGUCAGUGAUUUUUUUAGUUGUCAAGGAUUGUUGAAUAAGAACAGCAUCAAGGUCAGUAAUUAUCAGAGUAUCAAAUUCACGUUUAGGCUGACUGUUAAAUCUUCACCAAAGCAUAAGAUCAGAAAAAACUGUUUUUGCCAUUGAAAUAAUAUCUAGAGAGGCGCUAUUAGAAUCACAUUUGGGUAAGCAAAUCGACGUCAGAUGGCCGAAGCCGAGAGGAUAUCACAUUUAUCUGACUUAAGUUUUACACUGUUGAGAAAUACCUGAUGCACGAACUACUUACCCGACAAUAGCAUUCCAGGCAAUUUUUUAAUGUAUAUCUUCCAAGGGGCCUAAGAAAAGGACGUAUUUUAGAUAAAUUUGUUUUACUUUCGUACAGGGUGAACCACCUUUCAAGUUAGCAUAUGCUGAGGAUAUAGGCUGUUAGUUGUUAACUGCAACGCUACAGCCACCAUUUAAUCGACUUCGUUUUCGAAAAAUACCCGGUAUAGUAACCUGUAAAACUAUGCCACAGAGAAUCGCCUAAAGCGCAUUAUAAUAGCACAAGCACGAAGAAAUAUUUUCAGAAAAACCCAGCUAAGUUGUGCAAAAUAUAAACGGGUGCAACUUUUUAUGAUAAAAGUCUCGGUCUGACUCUGUGUCCAAAUAAGUUAUGCCAUAUCCCCUAAAUAAACUACACUAAAAACCAAAUACCACUAAAGUCGUAAUAUGUAGGAGAUAGAAGCGCUAGAAGCGUGCAAUACGGGUUUUAGGAAGAGAUAGAAGCUCUUCGUUGCCUAUCAACCCGAGUAAGAGGUCACGGAUGCCAUCGGCGCACUCUUUGUAACACAUAUUGCACGCUUCUCUCUUGUACACAUUACGACAUCAGCUAAAUUUGAACCUCACCGUUUAUCAAUGUUACCAGCUUUACGGAUGUUUCGGUAGAUCUGCCGAUUUUAGUCCGAUUCUGCCGGACCACCGAUUUUAAUGCGAAUCUAUCGAACAUUUUCUCAAAUUCUGAACUAAGAGAAACGCAACACUAUAACCAUUUGAUGCUACUGCUACCGUUAUAAUAAUAAUUUAUAAUGACCUGCAAGUUUUGCUUUUCAGUUUACCGUCUACCGAUAAGGUUUACGAUCUAUUGAAAACUUCCACACAAAUCUACCGAACACAGGUCGAUUAUACCUAGCAACACUGAUCUAUAUCAAUGGCUUUUGCAGUUUCUCCUGAAGUGGAUAAACUAGUUUUUCUGGUCUGAUCUUUAAGUGUUCACCAUUUUGGUUGAAACGUUAGCCGAUACUCACGCAAAGUAAAAAAAAGUGUUCCUAUGGCGAUUCAAUUGCCAAUACCACAUUUUUAUUGAACAAUCCUUUUUCCUGGGUGUCUUGAUAACCACGUUGUAUUUAUGUGUUUUCAACUAUUUUAUACAAAAAAACUUGGUUAAGGGUUACAUGUUAGGAAAUAUAAAAAUAUACAUAUAUUUAUGGCGGGUGAUAUGUUUUCAAUAAAUAUUUACUUUAGCAUGAUGUGCUUUAUUUUGAGAGUUACACAGAACAUAAUUUUGUCUGCAUACAACAUAUAUUUAUGGCGGGUGAUAUGUUUUCAAU
This is a messenger RNA of Acanthoscelides obtectus, 3887 nucleotides long. NCBI's taxonomy places the organism in Eukaryota, Metazoa, Arthropoda, Insecta, Coleoptera, Chrysomelidae. The record is from the annotation of a GenBank genome assembly.